CCGCGUUGGCAGUCAUGGCGCUCACUAUUGCCCUGUUACUAGCGACGUGUUUGAUGAUGGGUCCAUCGGUCGAAGCCGAAGUGCGUCCCGGCUUCGAAGCCAGAAUCAGCCAGUCUGGGCUGAAUUAUCUUCGAGAUGCUGGGCUGGAGAUCCUGAAGGAGGAAAUCAAACAUCUGUCAAUCCCUGAUAUCAGUGGCAAGGCUCAUGUGUCCGUGGUUGGCAAUAUUUACUACACAAUCUCAAACAUGCGAAUCAAUAGCUUCGCCAUUCCAUCAGCCACACUCACCACCCAGUCUGGAGUCGGACUCGUCCUGCGAGCCAGCGGGAUCACACUCUCUCUGUCCGGAAACUGGCAUUACAGUAACCACGGCUUCAUUCAUAUCAGCGAUAGUGGUACCUUUGAUGCAAGCUUGUCCGGUGCCUCUCUCGCCGUGACGCUUAGAAUUGGUAAGGACCAGGCCGGACGCCCAACUGUAAGCUCGGCGAGUUCGGAUUGUUCCUUCAAUGCGGGCAGCGUUCACGUCAAGUUGCAUGGAGGUGCUAGCUGGUUGUACAAUCUGUUUUCCGGAAGCAUCAGCAACUCCAUCAAAAGUUCGCUCAACAAACAGACAUGUUCCAUGAUAAUCAAGGAGGUCAAUACGGAUCUACAGAAGCAGUUUUCCAAACUGAAAACCCAAGCCCCCAUCGACCAGUAUGCCGUGAUUGACUACUCCUUGGUGACAGCUCCCCAAUUCUCUGGCCACGUCGACACAGCCCACAAGGGAGAGGUGUUCCCGAGGGACACGCCCCAUAAGGAGGCGCCGUACACAGUGCCCGUCAUACCGCCGGAUCCUGACGUUUCCCGGCACGUUUUUCUCUGGGUCACCGAUUACCUGUUCCAGACGGCUGCCUACGUGUACUACGAGGCUGGCAAGUUUGAGUUCAACGUUACUCAGGAUAAGAUGCCUCCUGGUAAAUACAGCCUGAAUACUUCCUCGUUCCUUGUCGAGUCUCUUUUGCCUAAUGUGUCCAAGAAGUAUCCGAACCUGCUGAUGCAAGUAAACGCCAAUGCCACAGCGCCGCCAGUGAUUAACAUCGGCGAGGACAAUGUCAACGUCUCCCUCAAGGCCGACUUGGAUUUUUUCGUCACCCUGCCCAACAAAACUCUGGUGUAUCUCUUCACCUUGAACUCGACCAUCAGUUGUUCGACAUUGCUGUCGAGUGAUGGCAUGAGUCUCAAAUGGAUGACCGACUCCUUGCGUAUCGUGGUUGCUUUGAAACGGUCCGCCAUCGGAAAAAUCCAGAUGAAACCGAUCAGUGAGGCUGUUCACGCCCUGACAAGUUUCUUCCUCAUUCCAUGGAUCAACGAGGAAGGAAGGAAGGGUUUCCCAUUGCCUACCAGCCCUAACAUCAAGUUGGAAAAAACAGUCAUCAACUGGUUGUACAAUCUGUUUUCCGGAAGCAUCAGCAACUCCAUCAAAAGUUCGCUCAACAAACAGGUAUGA
Molecule: messenger RNA, 1484 nt
Organism: Patiria miniata (bat star)
Lineage: Eukaryota; Metazoa; Echinodermata; Asteroidea; Valvatida; Asterinidae
Product: bactericidal permeability-increasing protein-like
Exons: 16
Coding region: 15-1484 (489 amino acids)
Molecular function (GO): lipid binding
Source: RefSeq, a predicted model, not a curated record